AUGGGCGACUUUCUUGAGCAGCUGCAGCAGCUGGCAAGUGUGUAUGCCAUCUGCGACAACCAUGUCUCCGUGAUGGCGGGGAUGAGCGGCACGGCAGAGGAGCUGUCGUUUCGUUCCUACGACAGUUUAGAAGGCGCUUCCUACAUCUGCACCCUAAACGAGAAGGCCCUUCACACAGCGAAGGCCUCGCUCUGCGACAAUGCCGACUGGAGCAGCUUUUUUCGCGAGGUUCAGCUGGCAUUCAACUCGGGUAAAGUAACCGUGCAGCCUGGGAAUGUGCAUCGAGCUGCCGGUACCGCCGCCGCGCCGGUUUCCGCUGACUCCAAAGGCCUAGCAUGCUCGAUGAAGGUGCAUUGCUUGUCGGGGUCAGGGGAGAAGCAUGCCACCUUCGUGCUUGAGCAAACCACGGAGGACCAGCAGAAGUAUAUUCUCGAGAGCAUGCUGCAGGCGCAUCACAUGUAUAACCACCCGAAGGAGUACGAGCAGAAGCUGCUCCAGAUCACGGAAGCCAAAGCGAUAGCGUGCGCGAAGCGCGAGGCACUUGAUCUUGAGCUGGUCGCGCUGAACGAUAAUCUGACACGAAACAAGUACAAGCAGAAAAUAAACAACGAACGUAAACAGGAGCUUCUUCAGAAGCUCGGCGGCUACAGCACAGAGAACACGGGAAAUCUGUGGCGGACGAUCCAGGAACAGCAGCAGAAGGCAGCUGGCGAGGACAACAACUCUCGACUGCCGAGCCCGCUCGGGAACCGCACCUGCAAGGACUUUGAUCUUAUCCUGUUUCGCAUGAUCAAGAGUCGGUGGCUGUCCCCAGAGCAGUGCGACGCAUGCUCGCCCGCGAAUCGCGUUGUGCAGCCGUUCUCCAAGGAGGACCUCGUGAUCCAGGUGAGUCAACUCUCAGGUAGCCGAGCUGCGAUAUGGAAGGCGCUGGACUCCAUCGACUCAUGGAACUACCGCGUGUUUGAUGUCCAGGCGGCUAUGAGCGGUGACGACUACCUCUCGCUUUCUGCACAGACGCACGGCGGGUCUCUCCUGGUAACCAUGUACGCACUGCUGUGCAUGCACGACUUCCUGCAAAAGUUCCAGAUCGACGAGGAAAUUGCGCUCAACUGGAUCAGCGCAGUGGAGGCGAGCUACCACGGCAACCCGUAUCACAACUCGAUGCACGCCGCGGAUGUGCUGCAGAUUACGGACUUCAUCAUCACACAGGGAGGGUUGGCGAAGCGGUGCAACCUAAGCGAGAUCCAGGUCUUCUCUGCCUUGCUGGCUGCCUCGAUCCAUGACUUUGACCACCCUGGCAUCAACAAUAACUUCCACAUCAAGACAGGCAGCUACCUUGCUACGCUGUACAACGAUCGCAGUGUCCUGGAAAAUCUCCACGUGAGCAGCGUUUUCGAGCUCAUGAAGAACCCAGCCUUCAACAUCCUAGCCAGCUUCAGUGGUGAGCAGCGUCAUGAGGUCCGCGAGACGAUGAUAGAGAUGGUGCUGGCGACGGACAUGGGCUCUCACGGAAAGUACGUGGCGAAUCUGAAGGGCAAGAUGCAGGAGCGCUCUAGUUUCACCCAGACCGACGAGCAGAAUCUCUGCCUCGCGAUUGCUCUGAAAAUGGCCGACAUUUCAAACUGCGGGCGCCCGCUUGACAUUUACCUGCGCUGGGGAGCGAAAGUGUCGGACGAGUUCUACCAGCAGGGAGACCGCGAGCGCAACCUAGGCCUCGAAUGCAGUCCCUUCAUGGAUCGCCUUCAGCCGAGCCUUGCGAAGAGCCAGAUUGCCUUCAUGAACUACAUCAUCACCCCCUUCUUUGAGCAAGUGGCCGAGCUUCUGCCUGAUAUGCGCUUCGCGGUGGGUUUGGUAGAGGAAAACAAAGCGUACUGGGCCAACCACGACGACUCGUAG
Leishmania mexicana MHOM/GT/2001/U1103 is the source of this 1896-nucleotide messenger RNA. RefSeq names its product putative phosphodiesterase. Gene Ontology annotation, molecular function: 3',5'-cyclic-nucleotide phosphodiesterase activity. The record is from RefSeq and is a predicted model, not a curated record. Bases 1 to 1896 code for a protein of 631 amino acids. Gene Ontology annotation, biological process: signal transduction. NCBI's taxonomy places the organism in Eukaryota, Euglenozoa, Kinetoplastea, Trypanosomatida, Trypanosomatidae. The transcript has a single exon.